Molecule: messenger RNA, 963 nt
Organism: Ogataea angusta
Lineage: Eukaryota; Fungi; Ascomycota; Pichiomycetes; Pichiales; Pichiaceae
Exons: 2
Coding region: 1-963 (320 amino acids)
Biological process (GO): positive regulation of protein phosphorylation; rescue of stalled cytosolic ribosome
Cellular component (GO): cytosol; nucleus
Molecular function (GO): protein kinase C binding; ribosome binding; translation regulator activity
Source: RefSeq, a predicted model, not a curated record
AUGGCUGACGAAGUUGUCGAAGUUCUAGUGCUCAGAGGAACCCUGCACGGCCACAACGGAUGGGUGACCUCCCUUGCCACCUCUCCAGCUAACCCAGAUCUGCUCCUUUCCGCCUCCAGAGACAAGACCUUGAUCACCUGGCAAUUGACUAGAGACGAGAACAACUACGGUGUUGCCAAGAAGGCACUGAAGGGCCACUCGCACAUUGUCCAAGACUGUGCCAUCUCUCCAGACGGACUGUACGCCAUCUCUGCCUCCUGGGACAAGACCUUGAGACUCUGGAAGCUCGAUACCGGCGAAUCUGUUGUUAGAUUUGUUGGACACAAGGGAGACGUUCUGUCUGUUUCCAUUGCCGCCAACUCCAGACAGAUUGUGUCUGCCUCGAGAGACAAGACCGUCAAGGUCUGGAACUCUCUCGGUCAAUGUAUGGCCACCCUGGAGUCGCACACCGACUGGGUCAACGCUGUGAGAUUCUCCCCAUCUUCUCCAACCGACGAAGCCAAGGCUGCCACCGUUAUUUCUGCCGGUUCUGACAAACUCGUUAAGGCUUGGGACUUGAGAGACUACACCCUGGCCGCCGACUUUGUUGGCCACAACGGUUACGUUUCCUGCAUCACCAUCUCCCCAGACGGAUCUUUGUGUGCUUCUGGUGGAAAGGACGGUGCCAUCAUCCUGUGGGAGAUGAGCUCCAAGAAGAAGACUCUGUACACUCUGCAAGCCGGUGACGAGAUCAACGCCCUGGCCUUCUCGCCAAACAGAUACUGGCUCUGUGUUGCCACUGCCAGCUCCAUCAAGAUCUACAACCUGCAGGAGAGAACCUUGAAGGAGGAGCUCAAGCCUGAGGUUGCCGAGGGUAAGACCCCAGAGUGUAUUUCCCUUGCUUGGUCCCACGACGGCCAGAACUUGUUCUCUGGUUACACUGACAAUGUGAUUAGAGUCUGGCAGGUCAUGACCUCGCAGUAA